Astyanax mexicanus (Mexican tetra) is the source of this 2885-nucleotide messenger RNA. RefSeq names its product zinc finger protein 239-like. NCBI's taxonomy places the organism in Eukaryota, Metazoa, Chordata, Actinopteri, Characiformes, Acestrorhamphidae. The transcript is spliced from 2 exons. Gene Ontology annotation, biological process: negative regulation of transcription by RNA polymerase II; regulation of cytokine production; regulation of immune system process. Bases 170 to 1123 code for a protein of 317 amino acids. The record is from RefSeq and is a predicted model, not a curated record.
GCUGCGGAGAGGAAGCUGAUUCCGGUCUGAUCUCCUUCCACUGUUUCCAUUGUGUUUUUGGAGGGAGAAGAACAGCAGGUAAAACAGAUAUAAAUGAUGUCUUGUUCCAGGCCUUUUCCUGCUCCUGUUGUCUGUUUUUCUACACAUUUUGAGUUUACCUGAGUUCAGUAUGUCUGAAAAUGACUUAAAUUGGAAUACCCGUGUGUUGCAGUCAGGAGAGGUUAAAAGUGAAGAAAUGGAGUUAAAGAGAACCCCCAGCACUGAACAAAAGUCCGCUGAUACUUUCUGCACUGACACAGCCUACAGUCAUGUGCAGGAAAGUACAGAAAAAGAAAGAACUUUCCACUGCUUAGAUUGUGGGAAGAGCUAUUUUCAGCGGAGUCACCUGAAACUACACCUGCGCAUUCACACAGGAGAGAAACCUUAUAAGUGCUCUGAGUGUGGGAAGAGUUUCCGUGACCGGAGUGAUGUCAAAACACAUCAGCGCAUUCACACUGGUGAGAAACCCUAUUACUGCUCAGAGUGUGGGAAGAAAUUUGCUCAGCAGGGUCACCUGCAACAGCAUCAGCGCAUUCACACAGGGGAGAAGCCCUAUCGCUGUUUGGAGUGCGGAAAAGGAUUUAAUGUACAGUGUAAUCUUCAGCGACACCAGCGCACUCACACUGGAGAGAAACCUUAUCGCUGCCCAGAGUGUGGGAAGGGCUUUAAUCGACAGAGUCACCUCCAGCGACACCAACUCAUUCACACUGGAGAAAAGCCGUACGAGUGCUCAGAGUGUGAGAAAAGUUACAGAGACAGAGACGCCCUUCAGACCCACCAGCGCACUCACACGGGUGAGAAACCGUAUUACUGCUCUGAGUGCGGCCGAGGCUUCAAUCAACAGUGUCAUCUUCAGAUACACCUUCGCAUUCAUACUGGAGAAAAGCCGUAUCAGUGCUCAGAGUGUGGAAAGCGUUUUAGUGACAGAACUGUCCUUCAAAGGCAUCAGUACAUUCACACAGGCGAAAAACCCUAUCACUGCUUAGAAUGUGGGCGGAACUUUAGGCAUUCCAGUACAUUAAAGAUGCACAAGUGCAUUAAACAAGAGUUGAACUCUCAUGAUGUGAGUUCUCCACAGCAGUAGGUACUAUUUAUAUUCCAAUUUCUUAAAAUGCAGCAACUUAAGAACUUCAUCUCUUGUGCUUCUGCUGUAUUCAAUCAGCAAUCAUGCUAAUCAGAAGAUUCUAUUUUUCACAUGUAAAUGCGUGAUUAUGGGCACAUUACAUUAAGUUACAUGUUGGAGCAACAUGAAAAAUAAUGAACAUAUGGUUUAUUCUCAUCUACUUUCUGGAGUACUCAAUUUGCUUAGAUAUAAUGAUUAAUAUCAUUGUGUUCUAUAUUAGAUUAAAUACUUACAGAUUACACAUUAAGUUAAUGUGCACAAAGAACCUUUAGCAGCAGCAGCACUGUUAAAAAUAAAAAAAAUAUAUGCCCCAUCUAGUACUGAUCUGUUUUCUUAUCUGCCAUUUUAAGAUCUCCUUAACUCAGGAACUUGGGUAUCAAACUUACCUUCAAAUUUGCCAUUAGAAAUUCUGAUGUGAGAAGGGUGUACAUGUGAAAAUUUCAAAUUGGAAACUCAUACUCAACGCUGAUAGCAAGCAAAUGCAACAUGUCUGUGUUAUUGUUAAGUAUAAAGACUAUUUGUUCUGGAAAUUCUUUUAUCAGUAGCGCAAGGAGCAAUGGCUUUAUUUCUUUGGAUUACACUGGUAUGCCAAAAGCCAUGGGAUAGUAACCUUCCAUGACAUAGUUCCGGUACUCAUGUGUGUGACACUGUGGAUUGAGAUCUGUUGAACACCUGCACAACUUCAAAAAUGGCAUGUCCCAUUUAUCUGCACCCAAAAUCAGGUCUUUCUCUAAUUUACAUUAUUCAUGUUGCCUUGCUAUGAUCACACUUGUUUAACAUGUUCAACUUCACUCGCAAGAUAGCAUCUCACCAUUUAUACAUAAUUUGCAUUAUUAGUUUAAAUACUGCUUUCCCAUGAUGUUUGGCCUUACAGUGUAUUUCAUGUCAUUUUCCCAAAAAGCAGGUGAUUUACUUACUUUUGUAUUCUAUUAGAAAUCUGCUCAUUUAAAAGCUAAUUUAACCCUCCUGUCGUGUUCGGGUCAAAUUUGACCGAUUUACAACUUAAAACACUCAUAAAUACUGUGUUUUACAUCUGAUUGCCUCAAGGCCUUAUGAGAUCCUCCACAACAUGCACUUGAACACAUAAAAGUAAUGAUCACCUCUUUCAUUGAAUUUUGUGGGUUUUAUUCAACCUUGUUACACCUGUGGUGUUCCCGGUCAAAAGUGACCGCCAUAGGAAAUAAAUGGGUAUCCAGAAUAUAUUCUUUCAUCAGACAGAAAAUAUCCCCAUAUACACCACCCCAACUCACUCACACACUCACUCACUCACACACUCAUCUCAUGUGGAUGAAAUCAAGUUCAGCUUCCAACUCUUCACCAGAGUUCAUUGAGGGAAUUAUACUGGAAUUAUGCCUGGAAUAUGCAGGUAUACAUGGGAAAACCCAUGUGAGCUCUGUGCCCCUAGAGACAACAAAACAGGCCUGGGGUGCUGCAAAUAUGAUGCCUAUGUUUGCAAGGCCCACUCUGACCUGAGUGUAACAUGCCACUCAUGUGCAUGAAUUCACAUGCACACACAUACAAACACACCUUCAUGUUGAGUUUUGUCUUUGGCUUUCAAUUUAUUAUUUAUUAUGUUCAUUUUGUAAUACAUUUUCAGUGCCUAUUUGUACUUUCACUGCAGUUAUCUUAUGUAUAAUUCUAUAAAUUCUGGUUAAACACUGCUUUGAGACAUUGUUCACAGCUAAAAAAAUGUUGUAUAAAAAUUUGGUGGUCAAAAAUGGUG